Anolis carolinensis (green anole) is the source of this 4685-nucleotide messenger RNA. RefSeq names its product cytochrome P450 2J2. The coding region runs from base 3168 to 4655 and encodes 495 amino acids. Gene Ontology annotation, molecular function: oxidoreductase activity, acting on paired donors, with incorporation or reduction of molecular oxygen, reduced flavin or flavoprotein as one donor, and incorporation of one atom of oxygen; heme binding; iron ion binding. The transcript is spliced from 9 exons. The record is from RefSeq and is a predicted model, not a curated record. Gene Ontology annotation, cellular component: cytoplasm; intracellular membrane-bounded organelle. Lineage: Eukaryota; Metazoa; Chordata; Lepidosauria; Squamata; Anolidae. Gene Ontology annotation, biological process: xenobiotic metabolic process.
GAGGGGGGAGAGAGAGGGAUCAACUGUAUCCUUGGACAUCCAGGUCUCCAAUGUAUCGAAAAUGUUUUGAGUCUUGUGUGUCCCACAACCUCAGAUAGAUAUUUUUCUUUUUUGAAAAACCUGCUUGGCAGUGUUAUCGUUAUCUUUUUUUUCUUCCCUUUGAUGACUGCCCAUGUUUCCUUGGACAGACAGAACAGCAACAUGUACUUAUUGAAGAUGGUGUCUCAUGUGACACGGAUGCCACUGAUUUAUCUCACUCCUCAGUCUUUUAUCUCAGUUGUCUUCAGUAUUAUUUGGAUAUCCUGUUUUCCUUCACGCCUCUUCUUCCGUACCCAUAGCUGAAUCAGCAUUGUUAUCAUAAUCCUUGAAGGCUUGUUUCCGAUUAUAAUUCACCCUAACAAGCUUGCUUUCCUUCUUUUGCUUUGCCAACUUUGAUGAAUUUUGCUUCUCCACCUUCACAGUUCACUUUCUCUUCAUAGUUUCAUUUGCCUUUCUCCUCACAUUGCUGACUGCACAUCUGUGCUUGAGAUGCCACACCAUAAGAGAUAAAGUAUAACUUUAUACUCCACGGAAUUACGUGGGGAUAGAGUAAGGCCACUGCAUCAGAAAGCUCCAGUUGUGCAGUUUAUAAAUUAUUAACUUGAUUGUUCCCUGCCCUCCAGCAUAAAAUUUAAUAAAACACAAAGAAGAGGAGGUGGUAGUAGCUUGAGGGAAUUACGUGGGAAAUGGCAACAGGCCUGCAUUGAUUUCUUCUUAUUGUGUAACUUAUAGUGACUGGAUGAUUUAGAACUUUAUCACACAAGGCAGACAAAAUAGUGUUCCUUCUCUUCUGACUCUGCCACCUCCCAACCACUUUCUCUAUUUCCAGCUUCGUAUAGAAACGCUUCCACAUCCCUGUCACACCUCAGACUAAGUUCACCUUGCUAUAGAUACCCAGUCAGACACACAGAUAGUCUUUUGAAGUUUUUAUUAAGCAAAGCAAAAUGUAAAUCAAGCAAGCAAUCAAAAGGUAAUUCAAAUUUGUAGUGAAAGAGUCAAUAUGUCCAAGAGAUUCACAAAGUUCAUAAAUGUCUAUUAAUCCAAAAGGGCUAAGUCCAUAGGUUCAAAGAGCAUAGUAGGAACAAUAAUCCAUAAGGCAAAGAAUUAGUCCAUUGAGUCCAAAGCACAAGAUCCAAGAAUCCAAGAUAAUCCACAAGGCGAGGAAUUAGUCCAUAGAGUCCAAGAACAAGGUCCCAGAAUCCACGAUAAACCACAAGGCAAAGAGUCCAAAGAACAAGGCCCAAAGAUCCAAGAACGCUGGUUAGGUAGAACUUCCUCACAGAUGAAGUGAUGAAAUUGCACUGACAAAGAAUAGUCUGUGAAAGCAUGCUUUAAUAACAACUUAGGAAUGCAUUCCUCUUCCCACAGCUAGAUUCACGUUUGCACACCAAACGCUCACUUCUACGGACCUGGGAACCCAUCCAAGACAAACGGUCCUCUCUAGAUAACUCUUCGUUAUCUUGCACCUGAUCAGAAGCUAAACCGUCAUCCUUAUUAUUUUCCAAGGCUGAAGUCUCUCCCUCAAUAUUUCUCAUGUCAGCUUGACCGUUAUCUGUUUCUCCUGGAAUCAGCAGCUCAUCCUGCAACUGCAUGUCUGAGCUAACCUCUGCCUCAGACUGCUGAUCUUGAAUCCUAAAACCAGAAUCUCCAAAAACUCCUCCAUCUUCAUCCAGAAUCUGGCCAGCCUGUGGCUGGGAUACAACAAUCCCCUUCCUCCAUCCUCUCAAGGCCUUUGUUAACUACUUCCCAGUCUCCUGGCUGUUCUCCGAUGUCAUCAUUGACCUCGUCUUCCCCUCGCUAUGUCCACUGCCUCUGUUCCUCAACUCCUCAGCUUAUCUCUGUCUCUUGCAUACUCUCUGUUCCAUCCCAAUUCCCUUCCAUUCUCUCUGCUCACUUGUUGUGACUCAACCUUUGUGUGACUCUGAUGAGGAUUCUGGGAUGCAAGUGCAUGAUGAUGGGAUUCAGUUUCAGGAUGAGAUUCAAGAUGAGUUUCAAGAUGACUCUGAUGGAAAUUAUGGGAUUCAGGUGCAGAGUGUUCCUCCUGUGGGAGAUGAAGAGCAGGGAGGCUUUCCCACAGGAAGAAAUGAUGUUGUUACUGAUGAUGGUUUUCAGGUGCAAGAAGCUGAAAGGGAGAGCAGCUGCCAGCCUCAGCCUGAUAAAACUAACGAGCCCUGUGGCCUUGACGAUGAGGCCGCUUCUUCUCUAGAUCGGGCUAGUCGUUUGGAAUUUCGGGGGUUGCGCAGAAGUCCCAGAAUAGCAAAUAAGAGGGAGGUCAAAGGGCAAAUAAAUGCCUUCAUGUCAUGCUAUUAAAACAGUCUGCUAAGAGGGAAAUCUUCGUCAAAGCAAUUUCCUCACUUGAAUCAAGAACCAAGUCUGCUUUCCUAUAUUAUCUUGUAUCCUGAUAUAUUCUCGUUUCUGGGACUUUGGCUUCUUUUGAAAGGACCUUGUUUCAUGCCUAAUGAUUCUAUGGACUUGUUUCUUAGAGUCUUGUUUUUGUAACUAUCUUUUGGAACUGAACUUUUAUUAACUAUCUUUUCCCUAAUAAACUACAAAAGACUACGUUCUGUGUGCAGCCUGGUGUCUUUAGCAAGGUGAAGUUAACCUGAGGUGCGACAUCACUCCUCUCUGCCCCAAGUCUUUCCCCUCCCAACUGUCUUCUUUGUGUCUUUCUCCUCUAUCCUUUUGAACCCUUUGGUGCCCCCCAUUGCAUUGUCUUGGCAUUCAUCACUUUCCACUAUGUUGGGAAUUGUGAAAUAUAUGUCCCGGUGUGUGGACAACGCCCCAACAUCCUGCUGAUGUCAAGGUAUGUGCAAACGGCUGCAGGAGGCACCCCAAUACCUCUGCCGCAUUGUCACAGUUGGCUUCUAACGACAAGAUUUUUGAUCAGUGAAUGCAUCUAUAUCUAUAUAUCUCUGUAAAACACCUCCUUACACUAAUUGAUAUGAUGCAAGAAAGCUUGCUGUUUACCUCCUUAAUAUGAAAUAUAUAAACAGCUGGUAGUGGAAGAACCAGAAUGAAGACAGUGGGCAGCAUCUCAAAGGAAAGAAAAACAUGUUGGAGUAUCCUCUUCCACCUAUCCAGAUGUCCUAGAAAAAGGCAAGGAGAGCAAAAGCAAAGGCAGGAGAAGGAUGGGAGAGUUCUGGGAAAUUUUGAUGACUCUGUUAGUGAGUCUCAUAUUCCUGCAUUAUGUGAAACAGCUCUGGUCCAGAAGAAACUACCCACCAGGACCACUCCAACUUCCCAUCAUUGGAGGAAUAUGGCUGAUAGGAGCUGGAGUUUCUCAUGACAUUUUCAUCAAGCUGGCAAAGCGAUAUGGGAAUAUUUACACUGUCUGGUUAGGGCAAAAGCCUAUCGUAGUUUUGUCUGGAUACCAAGCUGUGAAAGAAGCAAUGAUCGAUCGCAAAGAUGACUUUACAGACCGACCAGUUGCAGCCGUAAUUAAAACAGCACUGGAGAACUUGGGUCUGGGUAUUAUAUUUUCAAGUGGUGAUGUCUGGAAGCAGCACAGACAGUUUGCUCUAGUGACUCUGCGUAAGAUGGGGAUGGGAAGGCAACACCUGGAGAUUCUGGUGGAAGCAGAGGCUGGCUACCUUGUGGAAUAUUUUGCUUCUACAAAAGGGCAGCCUUUUGAACCUUUUCUACCCAUCACUAAUGCCGUGUCCAAUGUGAUAAAUGGUAUAGCUUUUGGAUCCCGAUAUUCCAUUGACGAUGAAGUGUUCCAGCAAAGGCUAGAAAACAUAGAUUUCAUUACAAAAUACGGAACUUCUAUAACUGCAAUUUUUUAUGAAACCUUGCCAUGGUUGAUGAACUACCUUCCUGGGCGUCACCAGAAAGCAUUUGAUAUUAUCAGGAAAGAGCUUUCUUUUGCAAUGGGAGAGAUAGAGAAACACAAGGAUGAACAAAAAUCUGAACCACAGGAUAUUGUGGACUAUUACCAACUUCAGAUGGAAAAAAGCAAGGGCAAUCCUAGUUCUACCUAUAAUAAAAAUAACUUGGCUCACUGUAUUAUUGACUUAUUUGCUGCGGGAUUGGAGACCACUGCCACUAGCUUGCAAUGGGCACUACUCUUACUGGUGGCUUAUCCAGAUGUCCAAGAUAAGGUCUACAAGGAGAUAGAAGACGUUUUUGGGUCUUCCCAAACAAUCCGCUACCAGGAUCAGAAGAAAUUGCCCUACACAAAUGCAGUGAUUCAUGAGAUCCUUCGUGCCCAAUAUGUGUUUCUCUUUGGGCUUCCAAGAGAAUGUGUGAAGGAUGUGAAGAUUCGUGGUUAUCUCAUACCAAAGGGGACUUUUAUCAUUCCAGAUCUACGCUCCGUUCUUCUUGAUUCCGAGCGAUGGGAGACACCUGAACAAUUCAACCCACAUCAUUUUCUAGACAAGGAGGGACGUUUUAGAAAUAGAGAAGAAUUUCUGCCAUUUGGAAUAGGUGCUCGGGUGUGCCUGGGAGAGCACAUGGCCAAGAUGGAGCUCUUUGUUUUCUGUACUCACCUGUUGAGGAUGUUCAGAUUUCAGCUUCCAGAAGGAGUGAAGGAACUCAAUCAAGAGCCUCUGAUAGGUUUCACAAUGCACCCUAAACCAUAUAAAAUUUGUGCCAUUCCCCGCUGUAGUUCAUCAUAAGACAAAUUUACAAUGCCUUUACUAAUUAAU